CAUAGAAAAUCCUAAAAUGUUUGAUGUGGUAUUCUCUUAAGCAGACCAGAACGACGUCGAGACGACUUGGACGAAGGAUCAUACCGCGCCGUCAGAAUGAACCAUGGCGCAGCUACCCUCGCCGCGCUUGCGCCACUACAGGACAAUGACAGCCAUUUGCUUCGUUUGCAAUCUGCCGAUCUUGUCCCAUCAAGUGGGCCUGGUAUGGCAAGGAGGAAAUGGGUGGGACGAUCUGGUGCGAGAACAACUGGAAGAGUCCACGAUCCGUCAGCGACUGGGAGGCCGAAGAGAUUCGGCGACCCAAAUAUGCAGCAUAUCGCCACCGACGGAAACACAGGAGACCUCGCCGCCCACGACUGGUACGACGCGUCGUCGUCGGAGCUCGCUAGCGCAACUGACGGACAUUUUGAGAGAAUGGGGCGGCGGAUCUACGAAAUCGCGGCAGAAGGCUCCUUUAAACAGACGAGAGACACUCGCGGAUUUGGCGAGGAGUUUACCGUGGGGCCGACAAACCACCACAGAAACCGGACCAACACCAAGUAUAUCUACCAGAAAAAGGCGAGAAUCUAGCGCGGAUUCUGGAAUAAAGAGUAUUGGAUCAAAGUCCCGUAGAGACUCGCAUCAAACCGCCAUUUCCGAUUUUCGUUCUGAAGUGGCAAAGUUGUGGCAGAGGCGCGAAUCUAACACGGUCGCCACUGUUAUCACGCCGAGCUCUGGAUCUCGCCGAGGAUCUGGAGAAUCUAGUCGUAGCGGUAGGAGGGACUCGGUGACUCAUUCCCACGGCACUUCCCGUAGAGGAUCUGGAGAAAGUGGGCGUAGUGGCCGUCGAGAUUCAACCACUAUUGCCACACCACCUCCUCCAAAGGUGAUAGGGGCUACUCAUAAAAAAAGGAGAGAUUCUCGCACAGUGAAUGAGACGCCUUCCUACUAUCGUCAAGAGCAGAGACCAUCUACCUCAUCAACGGCUUCCGAUUCAGCUCCCGCUGGUGUUCAAACAACUGCCAGUCACAUUAAUCUUCCGAUUAGUACUGUAACAUCUCACACCAUUUCCAUCGGUACCGACUUCCAAUGUAUGCAACCUCCCACUAUAAUUACUUCGAGCGUUACGCCACCUGCAACUUCGCCUACUGUGCAAGCAACCACCCCAACUCAUCCCCUUCUAUCGACUCGCCGGGAUUCUACCACCCAAUGCGGCAGAUUGGGGCGGCGAGACUCUCGCAGUCAUGCGAGUCCCGAAAGAUCCACGAACAAGUUGUCGCGUUUACAGCGUCAAAAUACGACGUACGACGAGACGUGUUUACCGGGUGGAAAUAGUAGAAGAGGCUCACAGCCGGGUGCGUUGAGCCCGGACGUUGAUGAUACCGGCCGGAAGGCGAGACGCGACAGCUUGAGUCCCGACUCGGCAUCGCGCGGCCGUAGAGAUUCCCGCUCGCAUCUAAGCCCGGAUCGCUCGGGCGAGCGCGACAUUAGCCCUGUCAGACGGCACAGACGCGGCCGCUUAAGAAGGCAAUCCACCAGCGUCGCCGGAAGACGUAGGAGCCAUCGUUCCCCCGACUCUUCAAGCUGCUCCUCUCGCGACCCAAGCCCUUCGAAUCGACCGAUUCCACCGCCACCCGAACCCUAUCGUCCUACAAUACGAAGACAAUCGACAACAGAGGAGAUCUUAAUUGCCAGAGGUUUCAGGCGACAAUCGACGACCGAGGAAAUGAUUAGAUGCCGGAACUUCCGACGACAAAGCUCUCAAAGCGAUGACACCUCUAGGUAUCGUGGAAGGCGCGACUCCUGCACUCAAAUUAUGGAUGGUACUAUUGCAUCUAUGACCGUGGAAACGACGAGCACCUUCUUUGAUUCAAGUACGCAAACAGAACCGUCUCCAUUAUACGAUAACAAUCACUACCACGAGGAAUGUCUCCGCUGCAACUCCUGUGGGCUCAACCUGACGGGCCCGAACCAGAAGCGAGCACGACGCUUCAAGAACCAAAUCUUGUGCGAUUUACAUUUCGCUGACGUGGCCCUUAUGGAGUGUUCGGAUUUUAUGCAACAAUUACGCUCGUUUAAACCACAGUCAUUGGGGUGCGCGGUUGCACGAAGGAAAUCAUCAACUACCCUCAUCUUCCCGCUACCACCACAAGCUUGUUCAGAUGAAUGCCACUAUUUAACUUUAACACUAGACAUAACAUUAAGACACAACGAAUUGAAGUCGCGAAUCAAUCUAGAUGAGGUUAAACAACGAGUGAACAAUAACAACUGGCCAAUCUAA
This is a messenger RNA of Photinus pyralis (common eastern firefly), 2260 nucleotides long. RefSeq names its product serine/arginine repetitive matrix protein 1-like. The record is from RefSeq and is a predicted model, not a curated record. Lineage: Eukaryota; Metazoa; Arthropoda; Insecta; Coleoptera; Lampyridae. The coding region runs from base 104 to 2260 and encodes 718 amino acids. The transcript is spliced from 4 exons.